AAUCUCAGGCAGUAAAUCAGUGCGUCGCAGCUCACACAAAAACACAGAGGAGCUCAGUUUUCCCAGGUCUCAGCUCAAAGGCUCGCGAGCGUCGAGGCGAACUAGGCAAGGAGAAGAAACUCGUUGAUCUGAUGGAGGGCAGACCUCACCCGAGAGUUGUCCACAGGAGGAGGGAGACAAUCACAGCUUUGCCUCUGUACCACUAUGGAAACCUGCUGAAGAAGAACCUAAAAGAGAAGGAUUUCAGGAACUUCUACGGAGAGCUCAGAGGAUCAACAGUGUUUCUAUACAACAAUGACACACAUGACACAUAUUCAGAAAGGCUGGACCUGGGGCUGAUAAAGUCCAUGGACAUGGAGUCUCCUUAUAAAAGCAAAGGGCCAAACAUUUUCACCUUAAGCUUGCCCCUGGAGGAAGUGCAGUUAAAGAUGGAUAAUCCUGACGCAGGAGAGGAAUGGAGAGGCUACAUUAUGACUCUGGUUAAUAAAGAGAUUCCCUCAGACCUUCAUAUGCUGCCUGGUCAGAAAAUGAAGCUGGAGGAGAUGCUGGCUCAGGAAAAGAAAAGAAACCCUCAGCUGCAGCGUCCUGCUCUUCCACCCCGACCAGGCUUCCUGCAGACUAAAGAUACUCCUGACAUGCCUGCUUGUUUUUUCGAUGUGACCCGACAGGAGGCUGAAAAGCUGCUCAGUGAGAACCCGGAAAAUGGGAACAUCAUCCUCCGCCCGUCCACCAUGCCCAAGAACUACGCCCUGACGCUCAGACAAAAGACAGACAGAGGGUAUGUCCUGAAGAACUACAGGGUGACCUCCACGAGCGCUGGCUUUGUGAUCGAACUCGAGACUCCAAUAACAGUCCACUCACUGAACGAUGUACUGAAGUACUUCCUGGAGAAGACAGAGUAUCGCCUCCGUCCCUAUGUUGUAGCUCAACCCUACGAUACUCGGAUUGUAGUGGCUCCUCCCCCAAAAUGUGUCAACAUGCCACCACCUGUUGUCCCCAAAGCUCAGGUGGCCCCCAUGCAACGAUCCCAGGCCAAAGACAAGCAUCUUCCACCCAUUGCCGGGCCUGAUGAGGGAGAAUAUGUGUUACCAGAAGAUCCCUUAAUGGACGAUCAAAUGAUGAAGAAAGCUCAGGUGGCUGGUGAGCUUCAGGCAGUUUUACAAAUGAGAAAAGAAAAUCUCUAUGUGGAAGCUGGAACGGACGAAGACUUCGCAUACCAGAAUGAAGAAGGUGAAAAAUUCAAAUCAAAGGUCCGGUGGACAACCAACAUCCCCAUGCCAUGAACUUUAACUUUAAGCCUAAUAUGUGGCUCAAAGAGUACAUGUUUUACUGAGCUCUGCCACCAGAAUCCCCUUUUUUCUAUGGGGAUAUUAAAUGUGUGCAAAAGUUAAAUAAAAAAUAUAUGAGUUCUCAGUUAAUUAUCAGAGAGGCAGAAGUGUGUGGGAAUCUUUGAACUCAUUUUUUCCGACACUGUCCAGAGUUAAAAACAGUAAGCAAACAUAUAAACAGAAGUUUGGGUGAUUUAUUUCCAAAGAAAGUCACUUUACGCUUGAUGACAAAGAUUUGCAAGCUACUUGUUUUAAAUAAAGGAAGUUGUGUAACUUGAUUUUUUUCCAAGUCAGGGAAAUUUGGUCAAACACUCUAGAAGUCUCCAAGUCACACCUGCAAUCCACAGUCAGAAAACCAGUGAAGGAGUAACAAUAUUUGCUAAAAAGAAAUAAUAAUCUAAAAUUUGGUGCUUCUGAGGUUUUUUCAUAGAAACUUUAACUUCACACCAAACUAAGAAAGACUAUGUUUGCUUGUGAUCAGAGGGUUUUGCACGAUUCAGAGGAAGAAAAUGUUUGUUUGAGAAGCAUGUGUUAAUAUUCAACUUAUUUGUUGUAUUUGAUCAAUGCACUUUAUACUGUUUUUCAUAUCCCUCCAUAAAGCUGAUCAUGUCUGGAUUUGAUACUAUUUCAUUAAGAAAAGCUUCCGGUGUCAAAAUGACUAGAAAACUGACAAGCUAACUGUAGAAGACUGAAAUAGCAAAGAAAAAAAUUUUUUUUUUUUUAAGAAAAUUUCUCAAUAUAGGGUUUAAGGAAAUGUAAAUUUUUAAACUUACUGUGUUUUGCACCACCAGCCCUCCAUACUUUUGUAGCUUUAUCAUAAAAAGUAUUUCCUGAAAUGGUUCCCUUAUGUCAUGAAGGGAUUGUCGGCUAGCAGUACCUACACUGAGCUCAAGGCUAUCCAGAAUCAUAUAUAUAUAUAUAUAUAUAUAUGGAGUACAUAUAAUCCAUAUUUCCUAGCCUACUGUUUGUAGAUCAUUACCGUUGUUGGCUACUAGUAGCCUGCUAGCAGUAGCCAACUACUGUUAGCUUUGAUAUUAGCUGCAUUAUGUUAUAUCCUCAUUUGUCUGUGACUUCUGCCAAAUGCAUUUAUGUAACAUGUGAUUUUGUUUCACAACUCACUGUUGACACUACCAAAAAAAAGAGAGAGGAAAAAAAAACAUUUUCACAUGUGACAAUAAUUUGCCAAAACCAUCUUAUUGUGAACAUCGGCAGAUUUUCUGUUUAGAAAGCUGGUAAAUUUUCAGUUUUGGCUAAAUAUUUUCUUUAUUGUUAUUGUAACAAUGUCCAAUGUAAAAAAAAUAACAUAAUGAAUAUGUAAACAUGUAAAAUAUUUUUAAUGCAAGCUCAAGACAGAAUAAUAAUCCAAGAUUAUCUUUAUUUUUAAUUUUUCCACACUUAGGAGUAAUCCAACAUAAAUGCUUAGUUUUUUUUAAUUCUAUUAUGUUUUACUGUAUUUUUUGUCAGUGUAGUGGCUCAUAUAAGCUUAAGGAUCAUUCAUGACUCAAAAACAGCAAGACUGUGAAAAAUAUUCAAUAAAAAAAAGAAAAAAGC
Molecule: messenger RNA, 2879 nt
Organism: Xiphophorus couchianus (Monterrey platyfish)
Lineage: Eukaryota; Metazoa; Chordata; Actinopteri; Cyprinodontiformes; Poeciliidae
Product: signal-transducing adaptor protein 1-like
Exons: 10
Coding region: 132-1283 (383 amino acids)
Biological process (GO): cell surface receptor protein tyrosine kinase signaling pathway; positive regulation of B cell receptor signaling pathway
Molecular function (GO): protein kinase binding; signaling adaptor activity
Source: RefSeq, a predicted model, not a curated record